Messenger RNA from Lagopus muta (rock ptarmigan), 1953 nucleotides. Its product is annotated as putative N-acetyltransferase 8B. Gene Ontology annotation, molecular function: N-acetyltransferase activity. Bases 1233 to 1904 code for a protein of 223 amino acids. Lineage: Eukaryota; Metazoa; Chordata; Aves; Galliformes; Phasianidae. The record is from RefSeq and is a predicted model, not a curated record. The transcript is spliced from 2 exons.
CCGUAGCCCGGCAUGGGGUCACCGCACUGCAGCCGCACACUGUCGGUGCUGGGGGGCUUUUGGGGGCCUGCUGGACCUCUUGCUGUGCCCCCACCAGCACUGCUGUGCUGUGUCAGUGCAGUGUGGGCAGGGGAAGGCGGUUGGUGUGCGGGGCAGGAGGACAUGGGGCAGUGGCUGGAGGUGGAUGAACCUCACCGACAUCCUCGGGGUCAUCAGGCAGGGGCUGCAGCCCAUCUGGAUGCAGGGCAGUGGGUGCGGAGGCUAGAAGGGAGUCAGGCAGGUUUGCAAAGGCACCAUUUGAUUGCAGGAUGAUGUGCUGGGCUGUGACCCACGGGAUCCUCAUCCCAUGUGGCUGAGCUGUGUGCACGGUGCCCCACGGGGAUCCGCAUCCCGUUUGGAUGAGCCGUGCUGGUGAACCCCUAUGGGGACACGGGGACCCCUGUGCCAUGAGGCUGAGCUGUGUGGACCGAGACCCACGGGGAUCCUCAUCCCAUGUGGGUGAGCCAUACGGACGUCCCAUGGCACCCUCAUCCCAUGUAGCUGAGCCCUGUGGGCGAUGCCCCACGAGGACCCUCAUACCACACGGCUGAGCCUCGCUGGUGACACCCUAUGGGGACACGGGGACCCUUGUGCUGCGUGGUGCCAGGCUGGGGACGUGCCCCCCACCCCCACCCCCAGCCCUGCUGCUUCUCAGUCCCGGGGGGGGGGGCUCAACCUCCCUGGGGAGCCUCAAAAACCCAACGCCCCCCAGCUGAGCUGGGACCCACACAGGGACCCGGGCCGUGUCCCCUCGCUGAGCUGGGGUCGGAUUCGUGCCUGAUCCCCUUAACGCUGCGAUGAUCAAAGAACAUCGGAGCGCUGCCCGCGGGGUCAGUGUCUGCUUACCCAUCUCCCCACCCCGCCUUCCCCGCUGCUCCUUCGGCAGUGACGGCCUUUGCUCGUCGGUUUAAAGGUGCUGAGCCCUGUUACGCACGGCGAACCCGCAGCGCAGCACUCCCGCAGCUGGGCAAAGCCACCGGGGGGGCGGACGUGGGGCUGGGGGCUCGCAGCUCCCCGUGGGCCGAACUCCCCCCGCCGCCCGAGCAUCGCUCGCUGCGCUGCGCUCGACCCCGGUCCCCACGGGGGCGCUGCGGGAUCCCGGCUGCUCGCGGGGCUGCGGGCCCGGCUCGGUGCUGCGGGACCGCCGCUGCCCGUCCGCCGCUGCCCGGCCCUGCGCACCGGCCCCAGUGCCCAUGGCUCCGUACCGCAUCCGGCUGUACCGCGACGAGGACUACGCUGCCGUGCGCUCCCUGUUUGCCCAUGGCAUCAUCGAGCACGCCCCGGCCAUCUACAGGCAUAUGCUGCGCUCCACGCGGGUGCAGCUGGGGCUGCUGGCCCUGUUCACGGCCGUGCGUGCCGCAGCUGGCAGCUGGCUGCUGGCACUGGCAGCCGUGGCGCUGGUGCUGGCGGCCGCCUGGCCCGUGAUGCGCUCCUUCAGCACGUCCUACGUGCAGGAGGCGCUGAUCACUGAUCUGUGCGACAUCGACAGCAGCUACAUGCGGGCGCCCGACUCCUGCUUCUGGGUGGUGGAGGCCGACGGGGCGGUGGUGGGAAUGGUGGCUGUGGCCCCGCCACAGGACCCGGCUCAGCGCGGGGAGGCCCUGGAGCUGAAGCGGAUGUCGGUCAGCAAGAAUCACCGCGGCCACGGCAUCUCCAAGGCGCUGUGCGGGGAGGUGCUGCGCUUCGCCCAGGCGCGGGGCUACAGAGCUGUGACGCUGUACACCUCCAUAGUGCAGGUGGUGGCUCAGCGGCUGUACGAGAAGCAGGGCUUCAGGAAGGUGGGUGCCAGCAGCCCCUCGCUGCUUGCCAGCCUGAUCUCCUUCCAGAUCUUCUAUUACCGCCUCGAGCUGCCCGGCCGCCCAUAGCGCCUUCCCUGUUCCUGUAGCACUGAGAAAUAAAGAGAGACUGUGGGAA